Molecule: messenger RNA, 2970 nt
Organism: Sugiyamaella lignohabitans
Lineage: Eukaryota; Fungi; Ascomycota; Dipodascomycetes; Dipodascales; Trichomonascaceae
Gene: ELG1
Product: Elg1p
Exons: 1
Coding region: 1-2970 (989 amino acids)
Cellular component (GO): nucleus
Molecular function (GO): ATP binding; ATP hydrolysis activity; DNA binding
Source: RefSeq, a predicted model, not a curated record
AUGAUGGUGGCCUUAUUGGGGCCCGGUCAAGAUCAGAAGAGAAAAGAUCUUGCGGAAACAACCCCAGAUCAACAGCACGACUCCGAGCACGAGCUGAUACCUCGAAAGGAGAAAAAACCGAAGAAAAGUGGACAUGGAGUUGGCCAGAGCUCUACGCUUCAUUCAUUCCUGUCAUUGAAGCAGCCUAAUUUUCCAAGUAAAUCUCAGAAUGAAAAGGAUUCUUUAGUGUCGGUUGAUAAUCACAGAGCAUUGAGUCAAGAGGUAGAUUCAGCGACGCAAGUCUUGACUGACAGGAAUGAAAUCAACAAUUUUGAGGCAUCUCAGCAGCCAGCUGAUUCAUUGUCUGUGAUGGUGAAACUCAAGCUACCAAGAGUAAUAGUCAAAUUGAAAGAUCCAAUUUUAAAGAAAGACCAGAAUACUAGAUCAGAUAGACCUCAUCCCUUUUUCCUCAAAAAGUCAGAGAUAUCCAACCCUCCUAGUAUUGACCUUGAAUCUAACUAUAACGACCCGAAAACCUCUCAAAAUAUAGCAGCACCAGCCCCUAUUCAUCCAUUUUUUUCCAAAAGCCGCAAACUACAAGCUAAUGCCCUUAGCAGUGGGCAGCAGUCGACGUCGUCUUCUGAGGGCUCUCCAAGUCAACCUGUGGCUGCGGUAGAAUCUGUAUUGGCACCACCUACUAGACCUUCAUCAGCCCCGGUACAUUCAUUUUUUAUGAAAAAAUCGCAAAAGAUAAGGAAUGAUGAGUCGACCCACCAAUCCACUGAUAGGUCAUCAGUUCCUGUGACUGAUUCCGGUACUACGAGUACAGGAUCCAAGAUUACUGCCCGUACACUCUCCAAUCCUAUACUUCACCGUACCACAACAUCAUCGUUUUCAAAUUUCCAGCCAGGUAUAUAUCCUCAGUGGCCACAGUGCCUUCACACUCGCUCAUUGUCAGAACAUGAGCAAAAAUUACUAUCAUCUAUUUAUUCACGAGAGUCUGAAAAAGGACGCUUUAAAAGACUAAUUUCCAACAAGCAGAAACGGAAAACCCAACCAAUACAAAUUGAGUCUGAUAAGAACAUUUUAAAAAUUGAGUUGCGUGAGGCCAGAAGAGACGUACCCAAGCCUGUUAAAAAGCCAAGCAGGGUAUUCUUAGACAAACAGGAGCUAGUGUCGAUAGCCCUGUCGGCUAUUGCGCCUUUCAGCAGAAGCAUUCUAUCUCCAUUAAUCCAAAGAUGUGGAGAACCAUCAGCAUUUGACAAACAUUCGUACGAACAGCUUGCAUGGACGACAAAAUACAGUCCAGUAAAGACUAGUAAUGUAAUCACUGCUAACUCCAAUGCAGCGAAUGUGUUGAGCUGGAUUGAAAGAAAGCAAAAAGCUUUGAAAAAAUUUCCUGUCAAACAAGCAAUUCCAAAACGAAUUAGGAAAAAGAAGGAAAAUAAGAGCGAGAUGGAUGGUUUCAUAGUGUCAGGGGACGAUACUGAUGAAGAUGAGAGACCUUCAGUGGAACCAGACUCGAAUGCUAAAUCGGACUUUUUAAUUCUAUAUGGGCCUUCGGGGAGUGGAAAGACUAGCUCUGUCUAUUCUGCUGGUGCCGAGCUAGGGUGCUUUGUAUUCGAGGUGAACUCCAGUCAACGACGAAGUGGCAAGACUCUUGUGGCACUGUUAGAAGGAAUGGCUCAAUCCCAUCUUGUUCAUAUGUCGGCUCCUAAAGACCAGGAAAAGAUGCAAUUGCAAAACAGUAUUGUAUUACUAGAAGAGGUUGACGUGUUAUAUGAAGAGGAAAAGUCCUUUUGGGCCGGACUACAGAGGUUCACCGAAAUCUCACGGAGACCGAUUGUUUUGACAUGUACAAAUCCUACUUCGUUGCCAAGUACAAUCACCGAUUCUGUUAGUGGUAACACUUCUACAUAUUUGGAAUUCUGCCCUGCUCCUGAAACACUGCAAGUAGACGCUCUAUUUGUAAUUGCAUUAUGCGAAGGACACUUGGUAGAGAAGAACUGUCUUCAUAAUCUUGUGGUAGCAAACAAUUUCGAUUUUAGACUGUCACUAAAUACUUUGCAGUUUUGGUGCCAAAUGGGGGUUGGGGGUAGAAGAAGCGGAAUUGACUGGAUGUUGACGAAAGACGAACAAGAUCGUUAUAAUUUGCAUGACAAGCGAGUUAUCAGCCAAGGGACAUAUUUCGAAGUACCUGGAAGGGAAUUUCAAGAUGACUAUGAUCCAUUUUACAAGCCUCAAACACACAGUCAUGACAUACAAGGACGCUAUUCGGACGUCACUGGUAAUCAUAAUGGCGAAAAUAAUAGCCUUCCGACCCUAAAUGAAGUCUCAUCGCUUUACGACACAUUAUCUGCUGCGGAUGUUAUUGACUCUCAUACGUACAGUGCGUUUGCAGUAGUUCCACAUCAUCAUCUUGCAGAUAAUGAGGACCCUCUUGCCGGUAUCAUGUUAACUGAUGAAUCGUCAGUUCGCGAAGACCCGCUGCCUUUCGAGCUACAAGUAGGGUCAAGUAUUCUGGAUCUAGUAGGCAGUAUUUCUGAAGGUUAUCCGUUUUCUUUACUUCCAAGCAGGCCCCCAAAGCCCAUUGUAGAUGGGGUAACUUUCAGAGAGGCGCUAUUAUAUCUCGGAUUUCGCUUAGAUCAAUGGGGAAGUGCCGUUGGCCAGUCCAAUCAAUUUGACUCAGUCUCGACGUCGACUCUCGCUACUGAUUUUCUACCCUGGGUCCGGGGUAUGGCAAGGAUGGAUAAAAUUCUAGCAGCUGAAUAUGAACGGGUUCGUACCCAGCUAUCUACUGAAUCGGGCCGAGCGAGUCGUCGUUCCUACGCAGCAAUGGGAAUAGACACAUACGACCGAUACCUUGACGGGGAUAUAGACCUCGACGAAAUCAUAAAUACUGCACCUCUCAACUGGGCUUCUGAAGAGUUCUCACAGUCUGAACACCAGCCUAUUCUCACUUCAAACCCAAGUAUGCAUAACUCUAUUUAA